GUUCUCUCAAUAUCCGUAGUCUGAUGUGGUGGAAUCGCGUGGAACAAAAGCUCAUUGAAAUCUGGAUCGCUGUCGCUGUUCGCCUUAUAUAGUAAAACCUUAAUCACAUCCAUAUAAAGCUUCAAAUCGAUUCUAGCAAAUUAGUUCCGAAAACAGAAAUAUUUUGGUUAUGAAUACGAUACAAAGGUAUAGAUAGUUUUACCGCCUUGAGGAAAAACUAGUUGAAUAUCAUUUAGUCCACACCUAUGUAAGUACGAUAUAUUAUCUAUUGAUAUAUUUUACACCUAUGGCUCAAGAUAUGGCCCAUUAGUUUAUCAUGAACGUGUGCGAGGUAAUUACUAAAAAACUUUUUUGUCGACGUAGAUAUGCUAUUCAGUUGGCUGAAGCGAGAGAAGUUAAAUUUAGCCAAACGUUGACAGAACCUCUCUCAAUUGGAUCUCAUAUCGUGUGUACGGGGACGCCCUCAGAAGAUUUACCAUGGUUUGCUAUAAACAUCGGUUGCGGAGAUUCCGAUUCGGGGCGUGGAGAUAUAGCCGUCCAUUUCAAUGUCCGUUUACCCCAGUGCUAUGUUGUCAGAAACACGAGGCGCCAUGAGAAAUGGGGGUCCGAGGAGACUACAGCCUACAGUAAAUUUCCGUUCAAAAUUGACACACUUUUCACAGUAGAGGUACUCAUAGAUGAGAAAGAGACAUUAUGGGCGGUAAACGGCAUUCAUUACUGUAGCUAUGCGCAUCGAAAUCCCAGUACCCUUACUGCCAACUGGGUGCAAGUCACCGGCGUAAGAGAUGCGACAUUGAAUGUACUAAAGACUGAUUUCUAUCCGACGCUGGCACCGCCUUUAUUUGAGGUACCACAGAGAGACUGUAUUAAUGGGCCAAUAAAGAAUGGGGAACCCAGUUGGCAUUCGAAUAUUAUAGCGACUUUACCAAUUGGGAUACCUGAAGAACAUCAACUGGUUAUACAUGGAAGACUCCGUCCAAUGCUUCACUCGUUCGUAUUGGACCUAAUGGACAAUGCGCGCGAGUGGCCGCGUCCUAACAUCCUCUUACACGUAAACCUGCGCGCGUACGUCGACUCGCAACUCGAUCGGCAAUUGGUCGUUCUCAACGCCUGGCUCGGCGAUUGGGGCGCUGAGAGGCGACAACGCACUGCUAGACUUAUACCUGGCUCUAAGUCAACCGUCCGGAUAGUGAGGGGCUCGUGUGAGUGGAUGAUAUAUGCGGAUGAUCUCCUCAUUGGGGAAUUCGAGUACCGGGCAUCUCCUGUUGGCGUGACAGCUAUGCGUCUCCGUGGCGAUCUAUAUCCGGAACAAAUUUACAUAGCACCCUCAAGUAACUCACCUGUUAAUGAAAAACCAACCCCGAUAUGAAUAAAAAUUGACAAUUAAUCUAUGUUAUAUAUGAGAAUAUGCCAAACGGAUGGAAACUUAAGAUUAAGACGUGAAAUAUUUUAGGCCGGCAA
Messenger RNA from Pieris rapae (cabbage white), 1461 nucleotides. RefSeq lists its product as uncharacterized. NCBI's taxonomy places the organism in Eukaryota, Metazoa, Arthropoda, Insecta, Lepidoptera, Pieridae. The record is from RefSeq and is a predicted model, not a curated record. The transcript is spliced from 7 exons. The coding region runs from base 317 to 1369 and encodes 350 amino acids. Gene Ontology annotation, molecular function: galactoside binding; carbohydrate binding.